Spizellomyces punctatus DAOM BR117 is the source of this 243-nucleotide messenger RNA. RefSeq lists its product as uncharacterized. Gene Ontology annotation, biological process: transmembrane transport. The record is from RefSeq and is a predicted model, not a curated record. The transcript is spliced from 3 exons. The coding region runs from base 1 to 243 and encodes 80 amino acids. Gene Ontology annotation, molecular function: ATP binding; ATP hydrolysis activity; ATPase-coupled transmembrane transporter activity. NCBI's taxonomy places the organism in Eukaryota, Fungi, Chytridiomycota, Chytridiomycetes, Spizellomycetales, Spizellomycetaceae.
AUGGAAAACAUUGCUUGGGGCGCCGAGCAUGGGGCAUCCAUGAAGGAGGAGAUUGUUGAAGCAGCGAAAAUGGCUAAUGCUGAUGUUUUCAUCCGCGACCUUCCUGAAGGAUAUGACACUCGUGUGGGUCUGAAGGGAGGCCAGCUUUCAGGAGGUAAUAGAAUCGCCAUCGCUAGAGCGCUGAUCCGGCGACCGAAAAUGCUCCUGUUGAACGAGGCGACCAGUGCGCUCGAUUCAGCAUAG